Molecule: messenger RNA, 417 nt
Organism: Pseudozyma hubeiensis SY62
Lineage: Eukaryota; Fungi; Basidiomycota; Ustilaginomycetes; Ustilaginales; Ustilaginaceae
Product: glycosyltransferase
Exons: 1
Coding region: 1-417 (138 amino acids)
Source: RefSeq, a predicted model, not a curated record
AUGUGCGCUCUCGUCCGUUUCGAAUUGAAAACAUUUUUGCGUCGAUUCUUUCGAGAAGAAGCUGAAAGCGACCCAGCUGAGACACGCAAACGAACCAAUGCCGAUCCUUUCUUCCAUCUCGUCACAUCAAUUUCAAUUCGCCUCAUCCGGUGCUAUAGACAGCGCACGGCAGACCUGAGCCUCGUGUGGUUUCGAAUUAACGCUGUAGAUUCGGCGGCGAGCGACGAUGUUGUACUGCAAGCAGACUCAGCUGACCUCUACCGCCCGUCUGAUGUCUGCAUCCUGCGGUCCUGCAGCGCACAGCUUCUUCCAAAACGGCAGACCGCCGAUCCUGACGCGGUACCACAAUUGCCGGUAAAAAUCCAAAAAGAUUCGGCAGCGGACAAGCACAACAACAAAAAGAAAGCUCGACGAUAA